Messenger RNA from Phyllopteryx taeniolatus (common seadragon), 2286 nucleotides. RefSeq lists its product as uncharacterized. The transcript is spliced from 5 exons. Lineage: Eukaryota; Metazoa; Chordata; Actinopteri; Syngnathiformes; Syngnathidae. Gene Ontology annotation, cellular component: nuclear body. The record is from RefSeq and is a predicted model, not a curated record. Gene Ontology annotation, biological process: positive regulation of DNA-templated transcription. Bases 118 to 1353 code for a protein of 411 amino acids.
UUUACUGUGCGACAAGACGCGCCAUCAGAGCCAGGACAGAGCCACCAUUUUUAAACCAACCCUGCUUCCCUUUCCCCUCCUCCCGUAUGAUUCUUUUACGAGUAUUCGUUUAGUAGCAUGGCUCUACGGAAGUUCAAUAGGUGGUCCGAAACCGAGGUAGCCAUCUUCUUGAAAUUAGUGGCUGAGGAAAGGAUACAGCAGGAGCUGGAAGGACACCGAAAUGGAAAAGUCUACAAGGAACUUUCCCAGCGAAUGGCCACACACGGGUAUGACCGCAGUCCUCAGACGUGUCGAGAAAAACUUAAAAAGAUGAAGAGUGACUACAACGCCAUUAAGGAGCACAGUCGCCGCGGCAUUUUGUACAGAAGCGACUGGAAGUGGUUCGGUCAAAUGGAAGCCAUAUACGGCCUGGGACGCAACGGUCGAAACGUGGAAGUGAAGCAGAAACAAGAGUGGUCCGUGGAGGAGACGGGCUGUCUCAUUGCACUGUGGUCGUCACCUGAGGCGCAAAACACUUUUGCGGGCAGGGCCAAGCUGAUGAUUGAGUUCAUUCGGCUGGAGAUGGCUAGUGCUGGGUUUCACCGAACCGUGGAACAGAUCAACAACAAGUUGAAGAAAUUAAAAAUGGAAUACAUGGGCAAGAAGAAGGAGCUCAAUUGCAGUGAUCUGGCUGAAAUACCAUUUUACGAAAUGAUGGCGUCUGUCCUCGGCAACACGCGCUCGUGCUCGUUGGCUCAGCGCCUGAGUCCUGCCGCUGCGAUACCGGAGAGCAUCGCCGAACCUUCCGCAGGCAUCGGUUUGUCAGUCGAGGACAACAAGAGUCCAAAUGAUACUGGCGUAGAACCAGCUCCUUGCAAGCCAUCGUCGUCUUCCUUCCUGACUGGCGGUGCGAAAAAUGUCCUAACAGGUUUGUCCACCAAGGACGAGAUGAUGGUUAUAGCAGAUACUGACAUGGCACCACCACCACCACCACCCCUUCUUUGCAACACUGUGAGAAGUGCAGCAAACGAUACCGGAAGAGGUUUGUCUGCUGAUGUCAAGCGAGUUGACAGCAGCGACGACCUACCACCUCCACCUCCACCUCCUCCACCACCUCUCCAAUGUAACUCACCUUCACCGUCCUGUAGCUCCAAGGAAAGUUCAAGAACCAAAAGAGCAAAAUGCAAGCGACCGAGCGACGGCCUGUUGGAGUAUUUGGAGCGGUCGGACGAAAGGUUCUUCCAGUUUAGUAGAGAGCUGCUGCAUAGGAUGGAAGAGGACACAAAGUCGCUGCUUGGACUCUUAGGACGCAUGGUGACGGUGAUGGAGGCUUCAAAUAAAAAUAAUAAUGAACACCAUCCAAACCUGAGUUGAACUGUGAUCGGAGGUUUAAGAACUUUAUAGCUGCCUUUGUAAAAUGUCACAUUUUACCUGUGAGGUGGGGGGGGGUUUGACCAAAUAUUUUUUCAGACCGGGUGGUGCACCAUUGUAUAUAGUUUUUUAUUUAUAAAACAAAUAAUCCAUAUUCACCCAAUUGUAAAAACAUAAAGCAGAAAUGAAGUUUGUAAUACAUUUUCUGUUGUACUUUACUUUGGGUUCCAUACUGAGCACUGCCAGUUGACUACGUGGACCUUUACAGGGCACACAAAUGAGCAGGGACGCACGCAUAAAGCGAGGUGAAUCUGCGUCCGGAGACGCACAGCAUUGCUUACCCACGUAUGCAGACUCUUUCCAAAAAAUUGGAAUAUCAUGGAAAUGUUUUCCAUAAUUCCAUUCAGAAUGUUACACUUUAAUAGAUUAUAGAUUCAGGGCCCACAAUUGAAACAAUUUCAAGUCAUAUUUUUUUUUUUUUUUUUACACAUAAUUUGGGCUGCCAGCUCAUAAAACCCAUGAAAUCAGAAUACUGUGAAGAAAUCAUUUACUUCAGUUUUUGCAGAAAAAAAAAAAAAAAAAAAAGAGGGUCAGGCAUCAAUCCAAAUAUGGUACUUUCAAAACGAUAUGUUAAUCUUCAAUACUUGGUUGGGAAUCCCUUUGCUUUCAUCACUGCUUCGACGUGCCGUGGCAUUGAGGCAAUCGGCCUCACAUUAUGAAAGUUGAACGUUUUGAAGGGAAUUAUGGAAAGAAACUUUUCCAUGAUAUUAAAAUGUUUUGGAAAGGGUCUGGAGUUAUUCAUACCUUAAAGAACUCCGGCAUAGUGCUGGAAAUCCGCCGUAUUAUCAUUAUUAUUUUUAUUUUGGAAUCUAUAAUCUAUGAAAGUUUCACCUUUUGAAUGGAAUUAUGAAAAUAAACUAAUAUUCUCAAACUGAA